Messenger RNA from Vitrella brassicaformis, 353 nucleotides. The record is from the annotation of a GenBank genome assembly. NCBI's taxonomy places the organism in Eukaryota, Vitrellaceae.
AAUGAGGUUCCGCAGGGAAGCUGACCGCCCAUACGGCAUGAAGAAGCAGCCCCAGGCCACCAUGUCGUCCACAGGCCGAAAGGCCCGAUGCCGGUCAGCCGCGCCAUCGCCGUCGCUCCGUCACCCUCCACCGACCCCAGCCAAGGGCAGGGCAUCGACGCUCACAGUGGCCUCGAACAGCCCCAACUUUGCCACGCCGACAGCGUACGACGAGCAGUGGACACAAAGGGUGAGCGACCUGGAGGGUAUCCCUCGUCUCUCGGGGCAUUGUGCACUCCUAUAUGGUAUGUGCUGUUGUGGCUGUAUGCGUGGCUUGCAGUGGCCGCGGGACGCGGUCUUCUGCAACAUUGACC